AUGGCCAGCAGACUGAAGAAGCUUUUACCUCACCUCAUCCUAAAAAAUCAGAACGGGUUUACCCCCGGAAGAGAGUUAGCGGACACCAUUAUUUUAGUGUCUAAAGUCAUGCACUCCAUUCAUAAAGAGAAAUCAAAAGGUAUGAUCAUAAAGCUUGAUGUUGCAAAAGCUAAUGACAGGGUGGUAUGGCAAUUCUUGGUUAAGGUUCUUAGUUGUUAUGGCUUUCCAAAGGAAUGGAUUGACUGUGUUAGUUUCUGCAUUUCCACGGUUAGUUUUUCUUUGCUUGUCAAUGGUGCGGUUUGUGGCUUCUUCAAAGCUACCAAUGGAUUAAAGCAAGGGGACCCUUUAUCCCCGGCUCUCUUUGCUCUCAUGGCAGAAGUCCUCAGCAAUUUAAUAAAAACUAAGCAAUCUGCCAAGCAUUGGAAUGGUGUACGAGUUCAUAGAUUGAUAGAGCCCUUCGCCCAUUCACAAUUUGUUGAUGACACAAUCCUGUUUGGUGAAGCAACGAUGAAAGAAGCCAAAGGAAUUAAAGAGGUAUUAGAUGAAUAUUCGAAGCUAUCAGGUCAGGUAAUGAAUGUGGAUAAAUUGCAAUUUUUCUUUUUUAACACAGGAAGGUUGAUACAGAACCGCAUUUCACAAAUGCUUGGCUUCAAAAUUGUUGAUCUUCCCAUCAAGUAUAUGGGGAUCAGAAUUAACAUGGGCAGUAGGCAAUCUCAAAUUUGGAAGAUGUACUUAACUCUUGUGAGUUCAGUUGGAGCAAAAUUAGAUGGGCUUCUAAAAAAGUUUGUUUGGGACGGGGCCAAGGAUCAUAAGAAGAUACCUUUGAUAAAUUGGGAUACAAUGUGCAUGCGAAAAGAGGAUGGGGGAGCAGGGCUAAGAAAAAUGAAAAGGGGCUCUCCCACUUGGAAUUUCCUCUGGAACAACAGGGACAUAAUAACAAACCACAUCUCUUGGAAGAUGGGCAAUGGAACUAGGGCCAAGUUCUGGCGGGACUCAUGGGAUGGGGAGAUGCCGCUAUCAAAAUGUUUCGAAGAUCAAGUUUGGUUCAACACCAUCGAAAAUGUUAUAAGCACGCAAGUAGCCAACUAUUUUGAGAAUACUAAGCACCAUGGUAUGAGGUCUUGGAAAAGGGUAACUAUCGACAAUUCGCAAAUGUGUAAAAAACUCGAAGAAAUACUUAGUAGCAGAUCAAUAUUAGCAUCAGAUGAAGAAGACAACUUAUUCUGGUGUGCAGCAAAGUUAGGGGAGUAUAGUGUUAAGUUGGGCUAUGAAGUCCAAAGGCAUAAAGCUUUCAAUCUGAAUUGGCCUAGUAAGUUGUGCUGGAACAGGUGUUGGGACUGGUUCCUUGGAAUGGUUAGCCUAUAUACAGCUAGAAGUGUGACUCUAAAAGAAUUCCUUGUUGCAUGGCCACGAUCUAGUCAGUCAAAAUGGGGCGUCUUAUGGUUGAUCGACCUAGCAAUAAUUGUUUGGUCUAUCUGGAAAGAGAGAAAUAAGCAGAUAUUCAAAGAAUCAUCCAAGCCAGUGGAAUUAGUCAUAGACAAUCUUAAGGCAGGCAUAGAAGAAGUCAUUUGUGAGGCAAUCCGAGACAGGCUAGCUUUGGAGCAGUCAUUUGAAAUGAGGAUGGGAAUAUGGUGUUUGAUUGAAGGUGAUUCUCAGAUAAUUAUAAACGGGGUAACUACCGGUAGAUUAAUUAAUUGGAAACUAGCUAAAUGGUUGCCUCACAUUCGGUCCUUACUUCAAGCAAUCAAGCCAUAUGAAAUAUCACAUAUACACAGGGAGGGAAAUCGAGUAGCAGACUUGUUAGCUAAUCUAGGAGUCAAUUCAUAUGCUGCAGAAGUGUCAGUAGAUCCCAAGGCAUUGAGUUCAGAGAUUACAGACUUGUGCAAAAAAGACUUAUUGAUAAGAAAAUGCGACGGAGUGGGAUGA
Molecule: messenger RNA, 1926 nt
Organism: Cryptomeria japonica (Japanese cedar)
Lineage: Eukaryota; Viridiplantae; Streptophyta; Pinopsida; Cupressales; Cupressaceae
Exons: 6
Coding region: 1-1926 (641 amino acids)
Molecular function (GO): nucleic acid binding; RNA-DNA hybrid ribonuclease activity
Source: RefSeq, a predicted model, not a curated record